AUGAAAUUAAUGAAUGAUAAAUCGAAUUUAUCAAUUGUUAAAUAUGAUCAUCUUAUUGAACUUCAAAUAGAUCGAGCUCAUGAUAAUUACAUUGAAGAAUUUUUAUGUAAUACAAAAACCUAUUUACAAAAUAAUAUUUUUUUUGAUGUCCAUUAUGAAGCAUUAAAAAGAGUAACACAUAAUUUUACAAGAGAUGAUACACGAAUUAAUUCUACCAAAGUAAAUAAACUAUUUUUAUUUGGAAGAUUCGAAUGUUCAAAAAUCUUGUCAAGAUUAUUUUCCUUUUGCAGUUAUACAUUGAUUAUUAUUAUGUUAGAAGUAAAACAGAAAACUAUCUUUUGUGUUGUAUAUUUUUGUGAAAAAAGCCGCCAUGGUUGAGUGGUUACGUUGUUCGACACGCACCCACAAGUUACUGUGUUCAAACCUCGGUAUUGUCUUCCAUGGAAUGACCCUGGACAAGUCACUAACGGCUAAGUUGUCUAAUAUGACUCAUUCCACAUCGGCCAUCC
This is a messenger RNA of Rotaria sp. Silwood2, 509 nucleotides long. NCBI's taxonomy places the organism in Eukaryota, Metazoa, Rotifera, Eurotatoria, Philodinida, Philodinidae. The record is from the annotation of a GenBank genome assembly.